Molecule: messenger RNA, 1245 nt
Organism: Emys orbicularis (European pond turtle)
Lineage: Eukaryota; Metazoa; Chordata; Testudines; Emydidae
Gene: FBXO5
Product: F-box protein 5
Exons: 4
Coding region: 1-1245 (414 amino acids)
Biological process (GO): negative regulation of meiotic nuclear division; regulation of mitotic nuclear division
Cellular component (GO): nucleus
Molecular function (GO): protein binding
Source: RefSeq, a predicted model, not a curated record
AUGAAAGCAAACCUUAACCACUCCGCCAAAAUGAAAUGUGAUUUUAAUUGUAACCAUGUCCGUUCUGGACUUGCACAGUUAAAGACUGAUGCAGUAAAGAAAAGACUAGAAGAAUCCUCUAUCUCGAAUUAUGAGGAAGGGUCUUGUAAAGACUGUGUUAAAGAAUCUCAGAGGCUAUUGCAUAGUGAACUGCAGAAUGCAACCCCCAGGAAUUUUGACCACAAAACUGAAGGAAGGCUUGUACAUAACAAAGAAAACCAGCACGUAUUGUACAGAUUUGGUGAAGGUGCCUGUGAAAUGGAGGCAUUAGAAAACAGUAGGUUUAAUGAGGAGAGUGGUUACUCCUCUAUGUUGAGCAGCGAGUACAAUGAUCCAACAGAACAUGAGGACAGUAUACUACUGGCGGGAAAUAUAUAUGGCACACCAAAUCACUGUCUCAUGAACCAAAGCCAAGCACAGCUUUCCAAAAAAACCUUGCUACCAGUUACCCAUUUUGAAGAACUGGUUUGCUCAACUUUGAAAAAAAGUGGUAAAAGAAAUCUUAAAUCAUGGGCUAUUGUGGACAGAAUUGUUUCCCGGGGAAGCAUUGGACUUAGGAAUCUAAUUGGCAGGAAAAUGGGAUUAAAUGCAAUAGACAUUCUUGGUGAACUCUUCCAAAGGGACCUCAGACAUCUUUUAGCAAACAUCUUAAGACAUCUUGAGGAGAUGGACUUAAUAAAUGUGGCUAAAGUGAGUCCAACAUGGAAGAAAAUUCUAAAGGAAGAUAAAUGGGCUUUCCAAGUGUAUAGUAAAGCAGUGAAAAGCCUUUCUGAUGGUUGUGUACAGCCCUCAGAACAUACUGUAACAAGGGAAUAUGUUCUGUAUCGAGCAGCUUUAGCUUCUGUUCAGACAGCAGCCCCUCCAAACAGCUCAUCCAAAAAAGCAUCCAGAUCCAAAGCAUCCAACCAGAGCAAUCAAAAUGGUUCUUACAGCCGACACCUGGAGUUUUCUGAGGCUGCCAAGACCUUGAAAAACACUGAAAGCCUUAAGGUUUGUAGUCGCUGCAGCUCACCUGCAAAAUAUGACUCCUAUCUACAGAGGGCAACAUGCAGCCGUGAAAGCUGUAGCUUUGACUUUUGCACCAAGUGCCUGUGCUGCUACCACAAUUCCAGAGACUGUGCAAGUGGCAAACCUGUGAAAUCAAGUUCUCAGCUAGGACUUCUUCCUGGCACCAAAAAGAGCAAACAAAAUUUGCGGAGAUUGUGA